GUGUGUGACGUCAAAUAUCAGCUGACUGGUUUGUUUCGCUAUAGACUCCGCAGCAAUCAGCAAAGAAGGAAUAGCACAACAUCAAAGGACUCAAAUAACUUCUUAUUAUUACAAAAAACUGGGCUUUGAUCGCCCCAAAAUUUAUAUCACCUACAUUUAAAUAUAUUUUCAAUUCAUACAGGGAUAUUUUGUCUCGUUUACAAAACGGUUUGACCUGCGUGAAAUAUGCCUUCAGAGAAGACGUUCAAACAAAGGAGGACAUUUGAGCAGAGAGUAGAUGAUGUGAGACUGAUUCGAGAGCAGCACCCCAACAAGAUCCCAGUCAUCAUCGAGAGAUACAAGGGAGAGAAGCAGCUGCCCAUCCUGGAUAAAACCAAGUUCCUGGUUCCUGACCAUGUCAACAUGAGUGAGCUGAUCAAAAUCAUCAGGAGGCGCCUCCAGCUGAACUCCAACCAGGCCUUCUUCCUGCUGGUGAACGGCCACAGCAUGGUCUCCGUGUCGGCAGCCAUCGCUGAGGUGUACGAUCGCGAGAAGGACGAUGAUGGCUUCCUCUACAUGGUGUACGCCUCGCAGGAGACCUUCGGAACCGUGACCCCCCAGUAACAGCCUGCCACCACCACACCAUAGCUCGGACAAUGAUAUCACCUCCUCCCUCCCUGAUCCUUUGUUCCUAAAUACAGACCGAUCCCCCUUGCCUUCCCUCGAACACUUGCUUACAACCUUAGCCAAGACAAUAGGAACCAGACAGACCUCUUCUCCCAUGCCCUUAAGGGCCCCUUAUAGAUAUUAAAAGCCAUGUCCUGCACCUUCUCAUACUGCCCACUACCCAUUACUCAAAACCUCUCCCCCGUCAUCCAUUACUCAAAACCUCUCCCCG
This is a messenger RNA of Salvelinus sp. IW2-2015, 877 nucleotides long. It is a transcript of the gene map1lc3b, whose product is annotated as microtubule-associated protein 1 light chain 3 beta. The record is from RefSeq and is a predicted model, not a curated record. Gene Ontology annotation, molecular function: microtubule binding; ubiquitin protein ligase binding. Gene Ontology annotation, biological process: autophagosome maturation; macroautophagy; autophagosome assembly. Gene Ontology annotation, cellular component: cytosol; autophagosome; autophagosome membrane. NCBI's taxonomy places the organism in Eukaryota, Metazoa, Chordata, Actinopteri, Salmoniformes, Salmonidae.